ACCCAUGAAAAAAUGGGUUUGGGUGCGUUUUAAACCCUAGUCAGAGCUUAUUUACAAGAUUUUGAUUAAUGGGUAGAAGUGAAUUCAAAGUUUUGAAAGGCAAACGAGAUGGGUUCUCCGAUUUGGGGCUUCAAUGGAGUCUCCCUGAAGGUUCUUAUCACCCAGGAGGCUUGUUUGCUAGUGUUGGCCAAGUGGGUAAUAAUAUGGGUUUUGGCAUUUCCCCAAAUUCGCCUAAUUCUCGAGACAACAAUGGUGGAUUCAAGCUACCUUAUACAGAUUUAUAUGUCAAGUAUGUGUCUUCGCCGGAGGGUUUUCGGAUUGUGGGUGUUCCAGAGGGGACUGAAGAGGAAGGAUUGAGGAAGAAGAAGAGUGGGAUGAAGCUUAAAAUCAAGAUUGCUAAUCCCUCACUCAGAAGGUUGAUAAGCGGCGCGGUCGCCGGGGCGGUGUCAAGGACUGCUGUGGCUCCAUUGGAGACUAUCAGGACACAUUUGAUGGUUGGAAGUAGUGGGCAUUCUUCUACUGAAGUGUUCCACAAUAUUAUGAAGACUGAUGGGUGGAAAGGGUUGUUUAGGGGCAAUUUUGUGAAUGUGAUUAGAGUUGCACCAAGCAAAGCUAUAGAGGUAAAAAUAAAAAUGAUGUCUUUUGAUUCUUUCUUGCUUGAAUUGUUUCCAUUGUUGUGUCUUAAAUAUUAUUUGCCAAUUAGAUAUGUUCUCAAUUGACUGCUUUCUAAAGUA
Messenger RNA from Camellia sinensis, 734 nucleotides. NCBI's taxonomy places the organism in Eukaryota, Viridiplantae, Streptophyta, Magnoliopsida, Ericales, Theaceae. The record is from RefSeq and is a predicted model, not a curated record.